Messenger RNA from Scatophagus argus, 2019 nucleotides. It is a transcript of the gene gyg1b, whose product is annotated as glycogenin 1b. Gene Ontology annotation, cellular component: cytoplasm. The record is from RefSeq and is a predicted model, not a curated record. Gene Ontology annotation, molecular function: glycosyltransferase activity. The coding region runs from base 197 to 1246 and encodes 349 amino acids. Lineage: Eukaryota; Metazoa; Chordata; Actinopteri; Scatophagidae. The transcript is spliced from 8 exons.
GGUGGAGGCUUGUGUGGGGAGCAGGGUGUGUGUGUGUGUGAGUGUGUGUGAGUGUGUGUAUCGUCACGUGACACCGCGUCUGGGCUUGCUGUCACGCUGGUAUAAAUCCACCUCUGUAUAUUUAGUCAGUCCUUUUCUCCACGCAAAGCUGCCGUCAAGUCCAGGCUACAGCGUAGCUUCGACUUCUCCUCCAGUCAUGGCAGAUCAGGCUUUUGUGACUUUGGCUACCAAUGAUAACUAUGCUCGGGGAGCCAUGGUUUUGGGCAAGUCCCUCCGCAACCACAACACAUCCAAGAAGCUGGUGGCACUCACUGGUCCACACCUGUCAGAGCCUUUCCAGUCCGUGCUGAAGAGCAUCUUUGACGAGGUGACGGUGGUGGAUGUGUUGGACAGCGGUGACACGGCACACCUGUCCAUGAUGAAGCGGCCUGAACUGGGCGUCACGUUCACCAAACUCCACUGCUGGACUCUCACACAGUACUCCAAAUGUGUUUUCAUGGACGCAGACACACUGGUGCUUUCAAAUAUAGAUGAGCUGUUUGACAGAGAGGAGUUGUCAGCUGCUCCAGACCCUGGCUGGCCUGACUGCUUCAACUCCGGCGUGUUUGUUUUCCAUCCUUCUAUGGAGACUUAUGGCAAACUGCUUCAGUAUUGUACAGAACACGGCAGCUUUGAUGGAGGAGACCAAGGUGUUUUGAAUGGCUUCUUCAGCAAUUGGGCAACAGCUGACAUAUCAAAACACCUCCCCUUCAUCUACAACCUCAGCAGCAUAGCCAUCUACACUUACCUUCCAGCAUUCAAGCAAUAUGGUGGCAAUGCCAAGGUGGUCCAUUUCCUAGGGAAAACCAAGCCAUGGAAUUACGCAUUUGACCCCAAAGCCAAACAGAUCGCAGGGCGUGUGCAUGAGGCCGCUGCACAGCCCACCUUCCUCCUGGACUGGUGGACCCUGUACUCCAACGCUGUGGUGCCCAUGCUGCAGGAACAAUAUGGAGACCAGCCUUUCCACUCCGGAUGUGUGGAGUUCCAGCACAGUGACACAGUCACUUUUGAGAGUGCACAGGAUGAGAGCGGCUCUUCACAUGCACAUGCACAUGCAGAUGCACGUGCACAUGCACAUGCACAAGCGCUCAAACCCCAGCUGUCCUCAGAGGAACGGAAGCAGAAAUGGGAGCAAGGUCAGGCAGACUACAUGGGACUGGACUCAUUUGACAAUAUCCAGAGAAAGCUUGAUACUUUUCUCAAAUAAAGAAGCAUUGAAGCGGGUUAUCAACAGGGCACUUGCAUUUUAACAAACUUCCACCACAUGUCUUUGAAGAAGAUAAUGUAAAAUAGGGUGUUUUUUUCCCCCCUUCCUGAGUUUUCGCCCUCUCCACCAGCAGUACCCCCUCCGUUCUCCAAAGACAGAGCUGUUUAAAGGGGAAAAUUAAAAUUAAAUAUUAUGAAAGGCUUCAGUCGUCUAUGCAAGGAUGUCAUUCUUCAGCAUACCCUGCUACACUGUGAAGAAAAUUUAAGAAGAUUUAACAUAACAUCAAUUUACUUUUUUGAAAGUACUUGAAUUGAAAAUGCAAUCUUUGUUUUUUUUUUUCAUGUCAGUGAAAAGGGGAUGGCAACAAGAGUUGAACUGGCUUUUUCUAUUCACUUACAUCACCUACAUGAACAUUCUUCAUUUUCCAUUUUCUUUUUUUUUUUUACUAUGCAGUCACCUAGCAGUCUUCUGAUUAUUAAUAUUUCAUUUUCACUGAAGCUGAUUGCUCUUUUUAAUUAAAACAGCUUCUGUUUAACAUACAUGUUUACAGCACUCCUAAAGGCCAUAUAUACAUAUGUACAUAUAUAUGUAUAUAUAUAUGUAUAUAUGGUGCCUUAGUGUCUCUCUCUCUUGCCGUCAUCCUAUCUGUUCUUGAGUAGUGGCUUUUCUGUAAGUGAUUAGAUUUUUAACCAUCUUGUGUCUCACGUGACCAGGAUGUUGGCUGUAAAAGAAAAGCUAUCAUCUGGAAAUAUUAAAAACAUCAUCAUAAAGUU